GGGCAUGACUCAAGCGUCAACGCACUUGUCAUCUCGCCAGAUGGGCGGUGGGUGGCGACGGCCUCUGAUGAUUCCACCAUCAUUCUCUGGGAUGCCCGAACUGCCUGCAUCUCGGAAGAGUGGUUCGCCCACGACAGACAGGUCUCGGAUCUCGCGUUCUCACCAGACGGCCGUCACCUAGCGUCCGCAGGUAGUGGCGGGCAGGUCGUCAUCUGGGACAUCAGCCGUGACCGCCCGCACCAAACGGCUACCCUCGAAGGCCAUAAUCUGGGUUACAUCAGAGGCUGCGCAUUCAGCCCGAAAAGUACACGCGUUGCUGUCGGAUAUAUGAAUGGGGUGAUCCGCGUUUGGAAUAUGGAGACCAGACAGGAUCCUCUGUGGUGGAAGGCACACGAAGAUCAAGUCCUCGAUGUGGCCUUUUCUCCGGAUGGUCGGCUGCUGCUCUCAGCGUCGAGCGACAACACAGUGAAGACAUGGAACACACGGAAUGGUGCCAUGGUCCAGUCGCUCGAGGGGCACGAGAGAUUGGUGUCCGCAGCAUGCUUCUCCCCAUGUGGGCAGUACAUCGCCUCUGCAUCCAGUGACCUGACGGUGAGGGUGUGGAGGACUAGCGACGGGUCGUGCUCAGCGACGCUCUCCGAUCACGGCGACGCGGUCAUGCAUGUUGCAUUUACUCCAGACGGGACGAUGUUGUGGUCUACAGGAUGGAAUGGGACCGUCUUGGGUCGUCGACUAGAGGACAUCAUCCCGAACGACUUCAACUCGACUCGUGUAGAUAACCGACUACCCUUGUUCCGCUCCGCUUCCCGUCUGUCUAGAUAG
Dichomitus squalens LYAD-421 SS1 is the source of this 822-nucleotide messenger RNA. RefSeq names its product WD40 repeat-like protein. The transcript has 2 exons. The record is from RefSeq and is a predicted model, not a curated record. Gene Ontology annotation, cellular component: U4/U6 x U5 tri-snRNP complex. The annotation marks the transcript as partial. NCBI's taxonomy places the organism in Eukaryota, Fungi, Basidiomycota, Agaricomycetes, Polyporales, Polyporaceae. Gene Ontology annotation, molecular function: protein binding; U6 snRNA binding; U4 snRNA binding. Gene Ontology annotation, biological process: mRNA splicing, via spliceosome.